Molecule: messenger RNA, 1434 nt
Organism: Botrytis byssoidea
Lineage: Eukaryota; Fungi; Ascomycota; Leotiomycetes; Helotiales; Sclerotiniaceae
Exons: 1
Coding region: 1-1434 (477 amino acids)
Molecular function (GO): histone deacetylase activity
Source: RefSeq, a predicted model, not a curated record
AUGAGUUCUAUUGUUCAGGAAUGGGGAGUUCCACUACAAGAACCAAAUGAUUCUGAUAACCUAAGAUACCUUGAGGAGGUCAAAAAAGAAGUUAUAAAGAAUGGAAUCGUUCGGCCGACGGGGUAUAAUGUUUCGUUUCAUAUGAACCCUAUGAUCGAAAAACAUCAUUUCGGACCAAAACAUCCUAUGAAACCGUGGCGUCUGACUCUAUCAAAAGGAUUGAUCAUGGCAUAUGGCAUGCACGUCGCUAUGGAUACUUAUGUUUCACGUGCGGCAACUCAAGAGGAGUUGGAGGAUUUCCAUACUCACGAUUAUCUCGAAUAUCUCAAAAGUGCCAAGGUCGGCCCGCCAGACGAACGUAUAGAGACACCAUACAACCUCGGUAGUUUUGAUUGUCCUGUUUUUGAUGGACUCUUUAAUUAUUGUUCCAUGUACUCGGGUGCAUCGAUUGAUGCUGCUCGAAGCCUUUGUAACGGGACAUCAGAUAUUGCCAUAAAUUGGUCUGGAGGUUUACAUCAUGCCAAAAAGACUGAAGCUUCUGGAUUUUGUUAUGUGAACGAUAUUGUACUUGCAAUACUCCAACUUUUAAGAAAGGUUCCAAGAGUUUUAUAUAUCGAUAUAGAUGUCCACCACGGUGAUGGAGUAGAAGAAGCUUUUUGGUCAACAGGCAGAGUCAUGACUGUUUCCUUCCACAAAUGGGAUCCUGUAAACUUUUUUCCUGGAACCGGCGCCUUAGACGAUACCGGCCCGAAAAAUGAAAACAACCAAGGUGCUCAUCACGCUGUCAACGUCCCAUUGAACGACGGCAUCGAUGACGAGCAAUAUAUUAGGGUGUUCAAGCAAGUCAUUGACAAAUGUGUCGAAAAGUUCCGUCCCAGUGCCAUAGUCCUCCAAUGUGGAGCCGAUUCAUUGGCAGGUGAUCGCAUUGGAACGUUCAAUGUUCUUGUUCAGGGCCACGGCGCUUGUGUUGAGCAUGUCAAAGGGUAUGGCAUACCUCUUAUGCUUGUAGGAGGAGGCGGUUACACACCUCGAAAUGUUGCACGUGCUUGGACAAACGAAACUAGUAUUGCAAUUGGCGCAAAGCUAAACGAGGAACUUCCAAUGCAUACACCCUAUCGCGAUCAUUUUCGAAAUCAAUCCUUAUACCCUGACCUAACUGAGUUGUUAAGUGCUAAGGGAUCAGUCCCAAAAGGUCAAACUGGAGCCAGAAAGAAUCACAAUUCCGAGAAAAAAAUUAAUGAUAUCGUGUCCAGCAUUCAUGAACAGCUGCGCUUUGUAGAACACGCGCCAAGUGUACAAAGUCAAGAUCUUCCACCCGAUUUAGGAGCUUGGAAACAAGAUGUUGAGGAUGAGAUCAAGGAGGCAAAGGAGCAAGAAGAGUCGUAUAGGUUGCAGAGAGAAGAGGGUCUGGGCAUUCUUCGAGAGUAUGCUUAG